UACACACAAAAAACAGUAAGCAUCUUAAGAGCCUAAGGUUGAAGGCAAAAUGGUGAUCAUCACUAGUCUAGAUGAGAAGGAUAACAUGGAGACCCAUCCAUACACAGAGAAGGAGCCAGAAAGGACAACACCAUCUGUCGAAGAAGCUUACUGGCAAUGGCAGCAACCACCGAGUUACCAUCAAUGGGGUCCACCACCACCGCCUGCUGAUUGGCACCAACCAUAUUCAUCAUGGGCGUCUGCAGCGGCUGCUGGCUACUAUUGGCAGUCAGACCAGGCCUCGAGACCCCAAUGGUACGAUCAAAGCUUUCAUGUGCCACCAAAUUAUGACUACUAUAGAUCGCAAUAUGGUGCAGGGAUGUCAGGGCCGACACCUGAUCAACAGUGGCACUACUGCCACCCUAGUGGUGGCCCAUUUCCAUGGUGUUCAUAUGGUUCUUUUGUAGAGGAGCCACCACCGAAACAAGCCUAUAACUUUUGCGAAAGGCCACAACAAGGUGUCCAUUCAACAUCUUUCCCAAGUUCAAGAGAUACGAUGUUUGAAAAUUUUGAGCCACAACAACAUCCAAAUUAUGACUUUUACCAAAGGCCACAACAAGGUGUCAAUCCGACACCUUUUGCAAGUGCAAGAGAUGCUACGUCUGGAAAUGAUAAGGAGUACUUGUGGUUAGGGCCAGGGAACAUGAACAUGGCAGGCACUUCUAGACUGAACACAACCACCGCGAACACGCCUGCUGCUGGUCCUUCAAGAUCAAGACCUACAGCUUCCCAUAUGCCUGGAAGUUCAAGAACAAAACCAAUGACAUCCGAGAUGCCAAUGGCAAAUAUUCCUUGUGCUUCUUCUUCAACUCCAAGGCAGAAAACAAUGGCUAGUCCUGCUGGAAACAAAGAAUCAUUGGAUGACAUGCUUACAAGAGAACUAAAACACAUAGUUAAACAAGCAAUUGGGAACUUAAUGGAGAAAAGUAACAGGGAGGGAGGAGUAGUGUUCGAUCCUACUCCAAUAAGAAUUGUAUUACCUGAGGAGGACGAGGAUAAUCGUCCACCAAGUCCUGAGGUCGGAGAAUUAGCCCUCGAAGUAGUAGAAGAAGAACCAAAGACACAGAAGAAACAGAGGGCGAAGACUGGGUUGGUUGGAAUUGAACAUCUUUCUUUCAGUGAUCGUCUCCCUGAGCCAGUAAUGCAAUCAAUAAAUGAUUUUACAUCAAAAUGGAAAGCACCAUACAAAUAUACCUUGGUUGAAAGACUGAAUGGAUGGCGUCUGGAGAGAAAACAACGAGUUAAUGCAAGAUAUGACUCGUACUAUUAUCAUGAAAUCUCGAGUGGCUUUUUCCGAUCAGUUAUAGAGAUAUCAAGGUUCGUGUUAAGGGAGGAACGCCCAAGCAGAAGGUAGAGCUUGGCGAAGGAAGAAGGUGUUAGAAAAGAAAGCAACAUAAAAACAGAAAUAUUCUAUGGUGUGAUUUUACUUCUUUUUAUAGACUUAAAAAUUUUUUAGAUGCAGCAGAACUUAAAAUCUUUCUUGAAAUUAGAUGUAAAAAUUAAAUUUUGUGAUUGAAA
Rubroshorea leprosula is the source of this 1557-nucleotide messenger RNA. Lineage: Eukaryota; Viridiplantae; Streptophyta; Magnoliopsida; Malvales; Dipterocarpaceae. The record is from the annotation of a GenBank genome assembly.